Molecule: messenger RNA, 1023 nt
Organism: Liolophura sinensis
Lineage: Eukaryota; Metazoa; Mollusca; Polyplacophora; Chitonida; Chitonidae
Product: deleted in malignant brain tumors 1 protein-like
Exons: 4
Coding region: 1-600 (199 amino acids)
Molecular function (GO): serine-type endopeptidase activity
Source: RefSeq, a predicted model, not a curated record
AUGAAGACUCUCAUCGCUGUUGUGUUAGCUCUGACCGUUCUGCAGGCGACCGCUGUGCCUCUGGACGUGAAUGAAGCGGAAGUUGACAGACCUGCUCGCUGGGGGAGAUACUGCGACCAGUCCUAUUACAACAACAGCGGUGUGAUAACAAGUCCUAACUACCCUCAGAAUUAUGAUAACAACCUAGACUGCGAUUACGUCAUCAACCCGACGCUGUACGGACGCUAUGAGAUGCGAUUUUACCUCUGUGACUUCGAUGUGGAAGCGUCUGUAUUUGGCGGAUGCUCAGACUGGGUGGACUUCAACGGGACGCAGCGGAUUUGUGGGAUUCAAUUGGGCGAGAUGAAGUUUUUGGGCACUGGGUUUUUCGAGUUGAAAUUUCACACAGAUUGGCGUACGACACGACGUGGCUUUAGGAUUGCAUAUUGUGCCGGCUGUUAUAACUGGAACGCUGUGUCGGCAAUGUGCAGGAACAGGCAUUCCCGUUUGGCGAAUACAGGCUGGCAAAACGGAUACUUCCCGAACGGUUCCUUCGGAAAUGGAUGGCCGAACAUCACUCGCUACAACCAGUCCCAGCAUUGGGGAUGGCCUAGCCAGUAAACCGAAACUUUGAAUACAUAGCUUCUCUUAAUGAUACACAUCAUUUGACAAAUAAUUAAUAAAAUACGUAACCGUGGAUGAAUCUGCAUCAAAUCAAUUAAAAAUACAAAGUCUGAGACCUUUGUUUAUUCAAAUAAAUAAAACUUGUUCUGAUGCUAUCACAUUCAUGAUUUCAGCUUACUUAAUUGUCGACUAAUUAAGGAUUGGUUUUCAGUAGUGAUAGGUACAUGCUGAAUGCGUAUAACCGGUUCUGGACUCAUCACAUAUUCACAUCAAUGUGGUAAAUGGAUUACCUUUACGUUACCUUUAUGGCCUUUGCCUUUUAGGAGCGGUCUGACUUUUUGUCAUACUGUUCAGGUAGCAAAUCUGUCAGCUUUAUUUAAAAACCAUAUACAUAGAGAUUAUCACAACAAUGUGUGAUCG